AUGGAAUUUCUUUUAGAAAAUUAAAAAAAUGAUGAAAGUUACGGAAAACAAUUGAUAUCUACAUUUGUAAGAAAUAUCAAAAGUACAAAAUAAUAUCUUUAAAGAUUUAAAGAAAAGUUUCGAAUCGAAUCAAGCUCAAGAUUAAGUAAUAAAAUAAUGAUAAAAAGAAUAUUUUGUUAACCAAAAUGAAUUAAAGAAAAUAACAUCAAAGAAAAGAAAAGCAUUGAAAUAUUGUGGAACAAAAAUGUAUAAUUAAUUGUAGUAAAUUUGAGAUAUAGUUUAGAAAAAAUAAAGAGAUCAGAAGAAUCUUUGGCAAAUUAUGGUUAAGCAAUAUAAAAAAAUCCUGAAAAUUCUGAUUAUUAUAAUUGCAAAGGUAUAAUUCAAAACAGAUGAUAUUUUAGCUAAUACAUUAAAUAAAAUGAACAGAUUUGAAGAAGCUUUGGUUAAUUAUGAUUCAGCAAUAUAAAAAAAUCCAGAAAAUUC
Molecule: messenger RNA, 483 nt
Organism: Paramecium octaurelia
Lineage: Eukaryota; Ciliophora; Oligohymenophorea; Peniculida; Parameciidae
Source: the annotation of a GenBank genome assembly